ACAUGGCGCUAAUUAGCAUAAUUAGCAGGGGCUCGCCCUCGAGCAAAUUCGCUGGGCGAGGUUUGUGUGUGCAAAAGUAGGAGAAAACUUUCGAUUUGCCUGGAUCUCCUGUCCGGUGGCUGGCAGCCGUCUUUGCUGCUGCAUUGCGAACCAACUGAGCGGAGCUGCCUCCCGUUCUCUGUCUCUCUCCAAUAUGAAGACCAUGAAGAGAAUUCAGAGGAUUAGACAGCAAGGCCUGGAACUAGUGGGAAGGGGAGACAAGAGCGAUGCACUCACAGAGAACCUCGUACAGAUUGAACGUAAGGUGGAGGGUAUCAGGAACGGUGCUUACGUGACUCACAAAAAGCUGUUGUCCAGUCUCCAAGGAUCAGGAGCCACGAUGGAGAAACAUACCAAAAGGCUUCCCAUCUACGCAGUGGGAUCUAGUCUGAAGGAGGCUGGGCUGCAGCUUUGUAGCGCUGAUAAUAAGUCGGCCUUCGGUCAGAUUCUGGAGAUGGCGGGACAAGCCGAGCAGGAAAUGGCCUCCCAAAUUGCCCACUAUGAGAUAAUGCUCUCCAAUGACGUCAUUAACCCCCUCAAUACCAUGCUAGAGGAUGACACGAAGAAGGUGGACAAGACAAGGAAAAGGCUGCAGAAGGCCAGAUUGGACAUGGACAGUGCUCGAGGAAGACUGCAGGCGGCUGAGAAACAGGCAGAGAAGUCGAACCGGGAGUACCAGAUGGGGAAGAUCGACACACUCAAGUCAGAUGUGGACGAGGUGACCAAGAAGUUUGAGGACUGUCAGGAUGCCUACGCCACGGAGCUGUUCACCUUCAUGAGCAGAGAGCAGCUGUACACUGAGAAACUUCUGGAUUUUGUGCGGAAGCAGGUGUCGAUGUUGAAACAAGGAGUGGCCAGUCUCGAGGGAAUGCUCCCUACUAUUGAGAAGAAAAUGAGUAGUAAU
This is a messenger RNA of Geodia barretti, 943 nucleotides long. Lineage: Eukaryota; Metazoa; Porifera; Demospongiae; Tetractinellida; Geodiidae. The record is from the annotation of a GenBank genome assembly.